CAGCUUGCUGGAGUCUGAUGCCUCCCGUGCCCAUCAGCGCAUAGAUUGCAGAAGUAAGGAGCUUUUUGUUCCAAAUGAUGAGUCCUUCUUCGAGUACAUGGCUUUGGGCGCACCAACAGCGGGUAUGAUGUUGGCUCCAGGAUGCGGCGUCCCGGGACUCACAAAGCAACAGAUACGUGCCGCGAUGUCGCAUUUGAAUCUGUCCAAACCGUAGAAAAAUUGACCAGGGUGUUGGGAACCGAACAAACGACUUCAGUAUUCUUCCUCAAGCAAAGCUCCUCGUGGAGCCGCCUUUGUAUAAGCGAGGAACAUUUCCGUCGCCUAUUCACGCGGCUUGUCGUGCACCCCAGUUUUCUGGACGUGGUUCAUCUUUUCAGCGAGAAGAUAGGACCAGUCGAGGAGGGGUUCAGUUCCUUUUUUGUGCAUGUUUCCCCUAGCAGUGAUACGUCAACGAUGAUAGAGCACAACUGCAGCUACCAUAUUGGCUACAACAUCAAAUAUGUUGCAAAACACGGCCGGAAAUACCCCAACGAUCCAUUUGUUGUGAGAGAGUGUGGCGUGUAUCAGCACUUCUCUUCCUCGACUCAGCAAUCCAGCUGGAUUUUUAUACAAGCCUCGGACCACUUCAAAGACCGAUUCAGACGCACGUUCCAGUCCUGUAGUGACACGCUACCGGAGAAGCAAUUCCUGCUCCACUCCAUGCUUCUCUUGGACGUGUCCGAGGACUGGCGAGAUUAUCUGAUAUAUCUCGAGGAACAAUUUUCCAAAAUAGUUGACAAGGGCUUCUUCACCAACACCAAGGGGCCGCAGCGAGAAGGGGACAUCACCGCAGACUUCUCGGAUCUCAGGAGGCUACACAUCCUUACUGAUAAACUGCAACGACUAGCACACAUACUGAAAUUGAACAUCCGCCUCGGUAACAAUCUCAAGAGGGAAAUGACGCGGAUCGCUGCCAGCUCGUCAUCAGUACUGCGCAUGGCCUUCGACGGCAUCCAAGCCAAGCUCAACGAGUUCCUGCUCGCGCAAGAAACAAGUAAAGACCGCGUCGAGACGCUGAUCUCGCGAUCUGGCGGAAUCAGCCAACUUGUGCAAAGCAUCCAAGACAUCCGCUCGACCGAAGCAAGCCGACUGGUCAACUGCGAGAUGCAGAGACUGACGGAACAAGGCAUCAAAGAGAACCAGCUGAUGAAGAAACUCACCGAGCAGUCCACCAAGGACACGCGCUCCAUGAUGGCCAUUGCGCUGAUCUCCGCCAUCUUCCUGCCCGCCACGUUCUUAGCGACGUUGUUUGGAUCAAACUUCUUCGCUUUCUCGGACACCGAGGGCGUCUUGACCGUGGCGUCAAAUUUCUGGGUCUACAUUGUGUUCACGUCCGCGUUCUCGGGCGCCACGGUGCUCACGUGGUUUCUGUGGAGACGGCGCAAGCUAAGGCGGCAUGACACGGGGGAUGAAGUGGAGAUGCUGUGAAGCAGAUAGCUGGAUGGAAAUUGCUUUCACGAAUUGCACAACUGCAUACAUCCCUAUCACUUAAGACGGUAAUGCG
Boeremia exigua is the source of this 1543-nucleotide messenger RNA. RefSeq lists its product as uncharacterized. NCBI's taxonomy places the organism in Eukaryota, Fungi, Ascomycota, Dothideomycetes, Pleosporales, Didymellaceae. The transcript has 6 exons. The record is from RefSeq and is a predicted model, not a curated record. The coding region runs from base 142 to 1467 and encodes 441 amino acids. Gene Ontology annotation, molecular function: magnesium ion binding; cobalt ion transmembrane transporter activity; cobalt ion binding.